Molecule: messenger RNA, 462 nt
Organism: Zymoseptoria tritici IPO323
Lineage: Eukaryota; Fungi; Ascomycota; Dothideomycetes; Mycosphaerellales; Mycosphaerellaceae
Exons: 3
Coding region: 1-462 (153 amino acids)
Source: RefSeq, a predicted model, not a curated record
AUGCCCUCCUUCACCACCAUCCUCACCCUCCUCGCCGCCACCGCCAUCACUUUCACCACCGCCCUCCCAUCUCCCCACCUGUUCACGCCACGCGCACCCACCAACAUCACCGACCUCAAUGCCGGCGUGAAUAUCUGCACCGAGCCCGACUUCGGGGGCGAGUGCUACCAUUCCUCGUGGCCGAAGAACACCUGCAUCGAUUUGAGAGGAUAUGCCGGCGUGACGCAAACCUUCCUUCCCGACACUGGAUUCGACUGUUUGUUGAUGCAGAAUAAAUGUGACGCCUCCGUCCCCUUCGCCGACAUCUCCUCGGAUGAGACCGAAAUCGCCCGCGACCUCUCUGGCCUCAAGUGGAUCGGCAACGCGACGAGCUACAUUUGCUUCUCGGAGGUCAUGGCCGCCAAGCGAUUCAUUCGCAUCUCGAGACUCAAAGCUUCGGGUGGAAUGGUUCGUGCGGAUUGA